Daucus carota subsp. sativus is the source of this 2716-nucleotide messenger RNA. RefSeq names its product G-type lectin S-receptor-like serine/threonine-protein kinase At2g19130. The record is from RefSeq and is a predicted model, not a curated record. The coding region runs from base 98 to 2560 and encodes 820 amino acids. Gene Ontology annotation, biological process: protein phosphorylation; recognition of pollen. Gene Ontology annotation, molecular function: protein serine/threonine kinase activity; ATP binding. The transcript has a single exon. NCBI's taxonomy places the organism in Eukaryota, Viridiplantae, Streptophyta, Magnoliopsida, Apiales, Apiaceae.
AACUACAUCAUGAAUUAUGUUACAGAGUUUCUUUCAGGUUUAAAUAAUGGGUGUUAAUUGACUUCAGAAGUUGUUGCUUGACUUUUGAGGUUCAUAAAUGGAUAUUGUCUUCAUAUAUGUGCUUGUACCAGAUCUCCUCCAGCAUUAUACUUCUGGAGUUUUAUACAAUAUGUUCCUGGAGUCCAAGAAAACAUCCUUGUAUGGUUUGCUUAUUUUUGUUCUUUUGUUUGAAACGUGUAUUUGUGAAGGAACCGAUCUUAUCACCACAGGUCAGACUCUCUCUGGAAAUGAAACAAUAUCAUCCGCAAAUGGGACAUUUGAGCUAGGUUUCUUCACGCCAGGUAAGUCCCGGAACUAUUACAUUGGCAUAUGGUAUAAAAAUUCUGCUAAUAAAACUGUUGUUUGGGUAGCGAAUAGAAACCACCCUGUUUCAAAUCCUUACAAUUCAGAACUAAAGCUCUUCCCAAAUGGAAAUCUUGCUCUACUAAAUGAGUCAAGAAUUCAAAUUUGGUCCUCAAAUUCCACAGCAGAAAAAGAUAAUUCAUCUUUAGCCAUCCUUUUUGAUAAUGGAAAUUUUAUGACGCGGGAUACUCAAGAUUCGUCUAAUAUCAUAUGGCAAAGUUUUGAUUAUCCAACAGACAAUUGGCUUCCGGGUGGUGGAAAGGUUGGAUAUAACAAAAUUAAAAAGGAAAAGAUUUAUUUAACUCCUUGGAAAAAUGCAGAAAAUCCUGCCCCUAGUAUUUUCUCACUUGAGGUGGAACCAAAUGGAACGAGUCACAAUUUGUUCUACAAUAGAACAAUACAAUACUGGUCUACUGGAGACUGGACAGGAAAAAGUUUUGUCCUUGUUCCAGAAAUUGACCGUAACCCUUUAAUCUCAAAUCUUCAAUACAUUACCAAUGUCAAUGAGAGUAAGUUCACAUAUGACAUUGGUAUUCCUAAAGUUCUCACGCGCUUUAUGAUUGACACGACGGGACAGCUGAAGCAGUUCAUAUUCCGAGAUGGCCAAUGGAUUUCAUAUUGGACGCGGCCAGACCAAUGUGAAGUUCUAAAGUAUUGUGGUGCUUUUGGGAUAUGCAAUCAGUUGAAAGCGCCUUUCUGUACUUGUUUGAAGGAGUAUGAACCAAAGGUGUCAAAAAACUGGGCACUAGGCGAUCAUACUGAUGGGUGCAUUAGACCAUCUUUUAGAUGUGGAGUUGGAAAAGGAAAGGACAAGUUUUAUUCAAUAAAGAAUAUGCGAUUUUCAUUUCAGGAUGCAGGGGAUUCACACUCGUUGGAUGUUGAGAGCGAUAAAGAAUGCAAGUCUGCUUGCUUGAGUGAUUGUUCAUGCACUGGUUAUGUGUUUAAUGGUGGUAAAUGCGUGGUUUGGAAUGGAGAGGUGUAUAAUUUACAAGAACUGGCUUCUGAUGACAGCAGAGGAAGUGUUUUUCAUGUUCGGAUUACUAAAUCUGGAAGUGACAGAAAGACUAGUGUUUGGAUUGUUGUGGGAGCCAUCGGAGGGUCCUUUAUUUUGCUUGGCAUGGUAGCAAUGGUUAUAUUGCAGCUGAGGAAACAAAAAGUGGGAAGAUAUAAUGGGGCAGAAGGGGAUCUGACGUUAUUCAAGUACAAAGACAUCAGUAAAUCUACCAAAGACUUCUCAGAAAAGCUGGGUGAAGGCGGGUUUGGAACAGUUUUCAGAGGGACUUUACCAAAUUCCAGAGAUAUAGCAGUUAAAAGGCUGAAGAAUUUGAAGCAAGGAGAGAAGCAGUUCCGCACAGAGGUGAGCACAAUCGGGCAAAUUCAACACAUCAACCUUGUUCGCCUUCAAGGAUUCUGCAUAGAAGGUGAAAAAAGACUUUUAGUUUUUGAUUACAUGAAGAAUGGUUCGCUUGAAAAUCACUUGUUUCGCCAAAAUUCUGAUGUAUUUCUAGAUUGGAAAGCAAGGUACAACAUCAUGAUUGGAACUGCUAGAGGAUUAAAUUAUCUCCAUGAAAAAUGCAGGGAUUGUAUCAUACAUUGUGAUAUUAAGCCUGAUAACAUUUUGUUGGAUGAAGAGUUUAAUGCCAAAGUUGGUGAUUUUGGCCUAGCCAAGCUUCUUGGCCGAGAAUUCAGCCGUGUAUUGACAACAAUAAGAGGAACAAGAGGAUAUCUUGCACCAGAAUGGAUUUCAGGCGAGGCCAUCACUGCAAAGGCUGAUGUUUUCAGCUACGGAAACCUGUUGUUUGAGAUCAUAUCAGGGAGGAGAAAUAGGGAUUUGUUAGAUGAUGGUGACUAUUUUCCAGCUCUUGUUGCAGAGAAAUUAAGCAAAGGGGAGGAUGUACUGAACAUGUUAGAUCAAAAACUAGAAGGUGAUGCAGACUCAAGUGAAGUGACCAGAGCUUGCAAAGUGGCUUGUUGGUGCAUUCAAGAUGAUGAAAAGAAUAGGCCAGCUAUGGGGCUUGUGCUUCAGAUUCUAGAGGGAAUUUCAGAAGUUGGGAUUCCACCGAUUCCUCGGUUUCUCCAAGGUUUUAUAGGGGAUAAUAAAUUUCAGACCAUAGUUUACCAGCAUCAGACAUUUGAUACAACUACAUACAAUAGUUAGUUCUAUGCAGGUUGAGAUUCUCUUGCAUAAAUUAAGCGAUGUAAUUGCAUCUCAGUUAUCUUCCUGUUAUAUAUUCAUCUUUAGAUUACAGGAACGACAAGAACUUUAAGUUGCAGUUUGCAUAAAUUUAUCCAAUAUAUAAAGGGGUGCAUACAA